Molecule: messenger RNA, 863 nt
Organism: Sinocyclocheilus rhinocerous
Lineage: Eukaryota; Metazoa; Chordata; Actinopteri; Cypriniformes; Cyprinidae
Product: nicotinamide riboside kinase 2-like
Exons: 8
Coding region: 145-750 (201 amino acids)
Source: RefSeq, a predicted model, not a curated record
CGUGCAACUGUGUUCUCACAACGAGCUAGUGUCUGCGGAGAUGAGACUGCAAGUUUAGCUUUAAGCGGAAGUUUUUAAUCGUACGUUUUUAUUUUAGGCGUUUUGCGGCGUCUAAAUUGUAAAACCUCAACCAGGUCGGAUAUAAUGAAGUACAUCAUUGGAAUAGGGGGUGUGACUAAUGGUGGUAAAACCACCUUGACGAACAGGUUAAUUGAAGCCAUACCAAACUGCUGUGUGGUUCACCAGGAUGACUUCUUCAAGCCUCCGGAUCAGAUAGCAGUCGGAGAGGAUGGCUUUAAACAGUGGGAUGUGAUCGCAGCUUUGGAUAUGGAGGCCACGGUGAACACUGUCAAGGGUUGGAUUGAAAACCCAGUCAAAUUCGCCCGUUCCCAUGGUGUGCAAGUGACCCCAGCCACGGAAAUGGACGAUCCGGAGAGCCAAGUGCACAUACUCAUCGUAGAAGGAUUUCUGCUGUACAACUACAAGCCUUUGCUGGAGUUCUUUGACAAAUCGUAUUACAUAACCAUCCCAUACGAGGAGUGCAAGUUAAGGAGAAGUACCAGGCAAUACACCGUCCCCGACCCUCCCGGGCUCUUUGAUGAUCACGUGUGGCCCAUGUACCUGAAACACAGAAAUGACAUGGAGAACUGCGGUUUGCCGAUUGAGUACUUGGACGGCUUGAAAACAAAAGACGAAAUCUACAACCAGGUUUACGAAGACAUCCACAACACACUCCUGAAUCGUUUAUAGCAGGAGGAGGCUGCCGCCAAUCGUCUGUACAAUAUUGUAAAUAGGAAUUUUACAUGUGGCCUUUUUUAACAUGUACUUUUGUGAAUAGUUUGACUGGAAUGUAACUUAAAUAC